Molecule: messenger RNA, 7901 nt
Organism: Punica granatum (pomegranate)
Lineage: Eukaryota; Viridiplantae; Streptophyta; Magnoliopsida; Myrtales; Lythraceae
Source: RefSeq, a predicted model, not a curated record
CGAGGGCACCUACCAUGGCUUUCUUCAGUUCCACCAUUAAAACCUUCUUCAAUUAUAGAGCUUCUUGAUCCUCUGCUUCUUCACUUAGUGCAAUGAGAGCAUACAGUAUAGAUACCACUUACCUCAAAGGUUGUAGAUAUAUCUACGCCCUUCGUACUCGGAAACUUGGACUAUGAGAAGGCAAAGUGGGAGAGUUCCUUGAACUAAAAUGAACCUCCUCUCGUUUGCUUUCCGAGCUUAGAUUAAGGUGCAGCCUCUCUUGUUUGGACCUAAUCCUUCGCUUUAGAUCGGUUCAGUUCUGCUAAUUAGUAGCCUUUGCAUUAGCAGAAGCAACAGAGAAGUUUGAAGCCUAUUGCAGUUUAAGGAGACGACUAGGGAGAGUUGCACAAAGGGCGCUGCGGUGUUUUACAUUGAAGUGGCUAGAGAAAUGUGCAUUAUUUGCCCGGUGUCCUCGUGUUAAGAAUGGCACUGCAGGUUGAGGCAUAGAAGGUCCAUACAGCUCGUGCUCGUGGUGUAGAUCUUUGAGUAGAUUUCUUUUUACCUCCGUCUUCAAGGUCGAUACAGGGUCUAAGGUGGGAGGGUCCAAAGCUUCAGGAAAGAUGGACCCCGGAAAAUCCGUUGAAGAUCAGUUUGAGAAGCUGCAUCCAUGCUUGCCAUUGAACACAAGAAUUGGAAUUAUUGGAGGGGGGCCGAGUGGGCUAUCAGCUGCCUACGCACUAUCAAAGCUCGGAUACACUGAUGUUACCAUCUUAGAGAAGUACCAUUCCGUAGGAGGCAUGUGUGAAUCGGUUGAGAUUGAAGGAAAGAUAUACGACUUGGGCGGUCAAGUUCUUGCUGCUAAUAGUGCACCAGUGAUCUUUCAUUUGGCGAGGGAAUUUGGAGCUGAAUUAGAAGAAAUGGACUCCCACAAGCUCGCUCUUAUUGACAGCUUUACUGGGACCUAUCAGGAUAUCAAUGUUGCAGAUGAUUACAUUUCUCUGAUCUCGUUGACCUUAGAGCUCCAGGAAAAGGCAAAAGAUUCAAAUCGUAUUGGUGUCCAUGCUGUGAGUGACAUUGCUUCUGACCUGACCCCAGCAUAUCUCGGGGCCCAUGGGGUUGAAUCCUUCCCCAAAUCCGUGCAAUAUGGUUACACCGCAUCGGGGUAUGGAUUUGUUCAGGAUAUGCCUUAUGCUUAUAUUCACGAGUUCACUCGGACUUCCAUGGCUGGAAAGAUUCGACGCUUUAAAGGUGGAUACACGAGCCUCUGGGAGAAGAUCAGUGAUUCCCUUCCAAUAAAAGUUCUACACAACACUGAGGUAGUAUCAGUUAAGCGUACUGCUUCAGGUGUUUAUGUUGAUGCCGUUAGUAGCAGAGGAGAAGUAGAGCGAAUGGAAUUCGAUAAGAUGAUCAUCUCGGGUUCAUUUCCCUUCAAGAAUGUGAAAACUUACAGAUCUCCGGCAUUGACUUGUAGAGAACCUGGCAAAGAAGUAUUAGAUAUGGGCGACCUGGAAAAGGAGCUUUUCAGCAAAGUACGGACAAUCGAUUACUACACCACGGUCCUGAAGAUCAAGGGGUUCCAACACAUUCCAGUUGGGUUCUACUACUUUGGUGAAUACGUGGAUGACCCUUCGACGAUCGGGAAUCCUGUUGCGAUGCAGAGAUUCCAUGCAGACACCGACAUCUUCCUGUUCUGGUCUUACGGAAACUCGGAUGAUGUCGUAGGACUUGUCGUCGAGGAACUUGUGAUGAAAGCAGUCAAAUCCAUGAGAGGGGAAGUCGAGAGGGUAAUUCUGCAAAGGCAGUUCAAGUACUUUCCGCAUGUUGACUCUGAAGAUAUGAAGAACGGGUUUUAUGAGCGACUCGAAUCUGAACUUCAAGGCCUGAGAAACACGUAUUACGUAGGAGGGCUGAUGGCAUUUGAGCUUACUGAGAGAAAUUCAUCUUAUGCAAUGGCUUUGGUCUGUAAACACUUCGCUAGUAAUACUCCGUCACCUCCAUUUCCAUAUGUGAAGAAUUUGUUCCCCCUAAGACGGGACAUAGCUGACAGGCGUCCCAAAAUAUUGGGCGAAUUGCAGGAAGUGGAGUUCCCUAAUCUUUCUACUCUUGAUGGGUAUCUGAAACAUUGGGGUACUCAUGAAGUCACGCGGAGUAAGGUUCUCUACUCGUGGAUCGAUGAAGAAGGGGCAGUCAUAAGUCAGAGAACCUACGGGGAACUUGACGCAAGGGCUGCUUCAAUUGCUCAUAAGAUCCUGACAAGCCGAAAGCCUUUGGUCAAGGCCGGUGAUCGGGUCUUAUUGGUCCACCUCCCAGGUCUGGACUUUAUCGAUGCCUUCUUCGGGUGCUUAAGGGCAAGCGUUAUACCUGUCCCUGUUCUUCCCCCAGAUCCAUUCCAGAGAGGUGGACAGGCUCUCAUGAAGAUUGAGAACAUCGUCAAAGUGAGUAACACAGUCGCAAUUUUGUCGACCAGAGGAUAUCAUACAGCUGUUCGGGCAGCUUCACUGAAGAACUUGGUUUCUUUCACUCGGAAAAAUGCGAAAAGCACAACCUGCUGGCCUGAUCUUCCUUGGUUGCAUACAGAUACUUGGAUCAAACACUCCAAUGCCUUGCCUCCUCAAGAUAUCUCAGGUAUCCCGGAACCUCAGCCCAAUGAUGUAUGCUUCUUGCAGUUCACAUCGGGCUCAACUGGUGAUGCUAAAGGUGUUAUGAUAACGCAUGGUGGAGUCAUUCAUAACAUCAAAUUGAUGAAGAGGAGAUACCGGACAAGUUCCAAAACUAUGACUGUGAUUUGGCUUCCGCAGUACCAUGACAUGGGGCUGAUUGGAGGACUUUUCACGGCCAUGGUCAGCGGUGGUUCAGCAGUCCUUUUUUCACCGAUCACAUUCAUCAAGAACCCCCUUUUGUGGCUGCAGACUAUGAGCAAAUACAGAGCUACACACAGUGCCGGACCCAACUUCGCCUUCGAAAUAUUAAUCCGAAGGCUUGAGUCCACCAAGACAAAGUCCCACAAUUAUGAUCUUUCCUCUCUAACCUUCUUCAUGAUUGCUGCAGAACCAGUGCGGCAUAAAACUAUAAAGAGGUUUAUCGAGCUCACUCGGCCUUUCGGCCUUUCUCAGGAGGUGAUGGCUCCAGGUUAUGGCCUUGCCGAAAAUUGUGUCUUUGUAAGUUGUGCUUUUGGUGAAGGAAAGCCCAUCUCUGUAGAUUGGCAAGGGAGAGUUUGUUGUGGGUAUGUGGAUCAUAAUGAUGAGGAUGUUGAUAUCAGGAUAGUUGAUCCCGAGAGUGGCGUGGAGAUUGAAGAAGCUGGGGAGGAAGGAGAGAUUUGGAUUUCUAGUCCCAGCGCUGGAAUCGGGUAUUGGGGCAAGGAUGAGCUUAGCCAUGAAACCUUCAAGAAUGAGCUUCAGAAUCAUCCUUCCAAAAAGUACAUCCGCACCGGAGAUUUGGGUCGAACAAUUGACGGGAACUUGUUCAUCUCAGGAAGAAUUAAGGAUCUCAUCAUAGUGGCUGGAAGAAACAUAUACUCAGCUGAUGUAGAGCAGACAGUCGAGACGUCUUCGAAACACCUACGCCCGGGUUGCUGUGCUGUCAUUGGAGUUCCCGAGGAUGUCCUCUUGAUGAAAGGAAUUUCCAUUCCCGAUGCAUCAGACCAGGUUGGCUUGGUCGUUAUUGCAGAGGCCCGAGAUGAUAAUAAGGCUCUCAAGCAGUAUAUCAUUAGUCAAAUCGAAACCCGUGUUGCUGAAGAGCAUGGAGUCCAGGUUGCUUCUGUCCAGCUGAUUAGACCCAGAACAAUCAGUAAAACCACUUCAGGGAAGAUCAGGAGAUUCGAUUGCCUCAAACAGUUCAUUGAAGGUACUCUCGACCUUGUUUUGGAGCCAGUUCGAUCUUCCACUACAGCAACUUGUGGGAAGGAGAAGGCACCUACAUCUGAGCUGGCUAAAACACUAUCACCAUUGAGUCCCAAGCACAGCAAUAAAGAAAUUGUGGAGUUUCUUAAAGGGGUGGUGAGCGAUCAGACAGGAAUUCCCCUCAGAAGCGUUUGUGCAACAGAAAGCCUCAUAUCUUAUGGAAUUGAUUCAAUCGGAGUGGUAAGAGCUUCUCAAAAGAUUUCAAACUUCUUGGGAGUGCCUGUUGCACCAAUAGAUAUUUUCACUUCCACGUGCAUUGCUGACUUGGCAAACUUCUUGGAGAACCUUCUUGUGAAGUCUCAUCCCCCAACCAUGACAACCCCUUCUGAACUUCCCGAGCCUGAGAUUCUAUCCUCUGAGUUUUCCAUGGAAACUUCGAGAUUCCACCGACUGGGUAUAUGGUGCUUCCAACUCCUUGCUCUUCUUUAUAUUACUAUGGUCCUGGUCCUUCCAGCUUGCUUGUCUGUCUCACUUUUCACAAAUUUGGUGUCGACAAUCCCGGCAUUUUUACCCCAGUUUCCCUGGGUUCCUUGCAUAAUUUCCAUAUUAUUGGCCCCUUUGGCUUGGAUCACCUGCAUAAUCUUGACUAGCUUUUCCAUCGCCUACUUUGGGAAUUGUUUCCUUCAACCGAAUUAUGUUCUGAUUCCUGAAGUGCCAAUCUGGUCCAUCGAUUUUGUCAAGUGGUGGGCCCUCUACAAGGCCCAGGAGGUUGCUUCGAAGGUUCUUGCGGUGCACCUCAGAGGAACAGUGUUCCUCAACUACUGGUUCAAGAUGCUCGGGGCUAGGAUCGGGUCAUCUGUCUUGCUUGAUACAGUAGAUAUAACAGAUCCUGCGCUCAUCUCGAUCAAGGAAGGAGCUGUGAUCGCCGAGGGCGCCUUGCUUCAGGGUCACCAGGUUAGGAAUGGUGUCCUGAGCUUCCUCCCAAUUAGAAUCGGAAGGAAUUCUACAGUUGGCCCUUAUGCAGUCCUCCUGAAAGGAAGUAAUAUAGGGGAAGAAACUGAAGUACCAGCCCUGCAAAAAGUCGAAGGUGGGAAACCCGAGCUUCGAUGUACUAGAAAUAGUACUCGUCAAAAGGAUAGUACAUCACUAUAUCUUUCUGCUGAAACUCGAAGCGAGGCCAUUUAUCAUUUCAUAGGCAUCUAUGUGAUCGGGCUCCUCAGCUCCGUGUCUGCUGCUACCAUUUAUUUUCUCUACAUUUCGGUCUUUCAACAGCCACCUUCUCUUCAGCACUUGAUAUUCAUUUGCAUCUCGGGAGCAUUUCACUGGGUCCCUUACACCCUCAUCGCUUACACCAUCAUGUUUCUUAGGCCCCCUCCAGACCUAUUAUAUUUUGCCAUAUCCUUGUCCAUCAGUUACUUUGCUCACGGCUUGAUCCUCAGCCAAUUCACAUGCAUCUUGGCCCGUUUACUUGGACGUAAAGAAAAUCAAAGUCGGUCCCGUCUCAGACAGUGGCUUUCCCAUAGAAUCACCGUGGCCUGCCACCUCAGAUUUGCUAAACUCCUCUCUGGAACCGAAGCCUUCUGCGUCUACUUACGCCUAUUUGGUGCCAGAGUGGGCAAGCACUGUUCUAUCAGAGCCAUUAACGCUGUCGCGGAUCCUCAGGUUAUCUCUCUUGGUGCUGGGGUCCACCUGGGCGAUUUCAGCAAGUUGAUUCCAGGAUUCUAUUCCUCUGAUGGCCAAUACGUGCGGGACAAAAUUUCUGUGGAAGACAAUUCAAUGGUGGGAAGCCAGAGCCUGCUCCUUCCCGGUUCUGUGGUUGAAAAGGAUGUAAUUCUCGGUGCAUUGUCCGUGGCUCCUAUGGGUUCCACUCUCCAACAAGGCGGAGUCUAUAUCGGGUCCCAAAAUCCGAUCAUGAUCAAAAACACAAUGUACGCUUUGGACUUGAGGAUUGAAGAGAUGGACGCUAAGUAUAAGAAGAUAAUCGGGAAUUUGGCUGCAAGUCUUGCUUCCACAACUCUCAAGGUUAAAUCGAGGUACUUCCAUCGCAUUGGUGCUUGUGGGAAAGGAUACUUGAAGCUCUACGACAGCAUGGAAGGCUUGCCAGACCAUGCUAUCUUUAGCCCGAAAAAGAGGUACCCUGUGAUCAUUCGGCACAGCAAUUGCUUGAGUUCGGAUGAUGAUGCAAGGAUCGAUGCUCGGGGAGCCGCGGUCAGAAUUCUCUCAGAAGAUAGUGAUUCCCCGCUUCUCGACCUUACCUUAAAGACAGGCAAGGCCUUCCAUGCCCGCACCAUCUCAGAUUUUGCCACAUGGCUAGUUUGUUCGCGCACUGCCCGAGAAGAGUGGGUGAAUCAAGCCCCCCAUAUCGGUGAUGCAAAUUGGACCUCCCUUAGAAGGGCCGACUCAUACACUGAGCUACAUUAUUACUCGAAUCUUUGCAGACUCUUCCGAUUCAAAGAUGGAAAGGAAAUGUAUGUUAAGUACAAGCUUAGACCACACGAUGAGAAUAUAGGUGAAGAUUCAGGUAAAGUUGAGGCAUCUGCAAUUCUUCCGCCAGAAACAGGGUCAAUCCCAAGAGACGAGGAUGAUCCUCGUCCAUUGCUUUUCCUCGAUGAAGACUUUCAAAAACGUGUGAAGUCUCCUGCUGGCAUCCGCUACAUAUUUCAGCUUCAGGCCCGCCCGAUUCCAAAGGAAAAAGCAGCUCAAGAUAUUGCCCUCGACUGCACCAGACCGUGGGAUGAGGAGCAGUUUCCAUAUAUAAGCAUCGGGGAGAUUACCAUCGAUCAGAGUAUUGCCAAGGAAGAAUCAGAUAAGCUUGAAUUUAAUCCCUUUCUCCGGUGCAGCGAAGUAGAUGUGAUUCAGGCCACCUCAAGUUCCCAGAGCGCUUCUCUCGACCAUGGCCGUUCGUUAAUUUAUGAGAUUUGCCAGCAUCUUCGGAACAAGAAACCUCUUCCGGAGGCCUGGAGGGUGUUCCUAGAGCAAUCGGAUGUUAAAGUCGACCUCUCGGGCUGUCCUAUGGCAGCUUCAUUUGAGAGAAAGGAUGUCGCGAAGGUGACCCUGGCAAGGUCCUGGGCUCAAACAUCAUGGCUCCUAUUCGUCCAACCAAUGCUGCAGACAAUCUUGCCAUAUUUCCUCAUCGGGUUGAUAGUCUACGCUCCUCUGAGCUCAGUUUUGCACUACAAGAACAUGAGAAAAAUCGAUGUUUACUGGCUGUUCCCCUUCUUCUGGGUCUCCUCGGGGAUCCUAGCAGCACUAUCCUGCAUUGUGGCAAAAUGGGUCCUCGUUGGGAGGAAGAAGGAAGGCGAGAGUGCAUUCAUUUGGAGCGGGGGGAUCUUCAUGGACACGAUAUGGCAGGCUUUCCGGACCAUCAUCGGGGAAUACUUCAUGGACAUGACCUGUGGAUCCCACUGGUUCCUUCUGUUGAUGAAGCUCAUGGGAUCGCAUGUCGAGCUCAAGCGCGGGGCCUAUGCGGAUUCCAUGGGUGCCGUGCUUAACCCUGAGAUGGUUGAGAUCAGAGGAGGUACAUCCGUGGGAAGAGAAGCUUUACUGUUCGGGCACGUGUACGAUGGAGAAGGAGGGAUGGUGAAGUUUGGGAAGAUCGUGGUUGGAGAGGGUGGAUUUGUGGGGAGCCGAGCCAUGGCCAUGCCUGGCGUGACUGUUGAGAGUGGGGGAAGUCUCGGGGAUCUCUCGCUCGCAAUGAAAGGCGAGAUCGUGAGCUCAAGGUGAGUGGUACAGGUCCUUCCCACAGCUCCACACCGUGGUCAAGUGGCAUCGCUAAAAUGCCAUUAACAGCCCCGACUUAAUUUGAGCUGAUUCAAAGGAAAAAAUGUAUUAAGGACAGAUUGGCCCGAUUUAAAUGCGGGCUUUUGCUAUGGCAACUCAAUGAGUAGUAGGAGCAAAUUUAUUAGUCGUGCAAGAAAGUGAGGAUGCUUCGAGAGUCCGCACUUCCAUUGCGAUGUGCAUCCCUACGGAUUGUGUCCGAUACCGCACGGAAACAACAGACGUCAGUGUGCUGAAUUUCAAAAUCAAGGGUGGACUGUGUAGUCUGUGUUAUGCGCUUAAAUGUGAUGUGUAUUUUAAUUUUUU